Rotaria socialis is the source of this 2817-nucleotide messenger RNA. Lineage: Eukaryota; Metazoa; Rotifera; Eurotatoria; Philodinida; Philodinidae. The record is from the annotation of a GenBank genome assembly.
AUGGCAUUGACCGAUCUCGUACUUGACUUUUACGAGAUGACCAAUGCAAGUCGAGUUGAUAUGAGUGAUUUCGAAUUACUUAAAGUACUUGGCACGGGAGCUUAUGGCAAAGUUUUCCUCGUGCGUAAAAUAACCGGUGCCGACACAGGACAAUUAUAUGCAAUGAAAGUUUUGAAAAAAGCAGCUAUUUUACAAAAAGCUAAAACAGCUGAACAUAUUAAAACUGAACGGCAAGUGUUAGAAGCAAUUCGUCAGAUUCCUUUUUUAGUAUCACUUCAUUAUGCUUUUCAAAGCGACGCCAAACUUCAUCUUGUUAUGGAUUAUGUUAGCGGUGGAGAAUUAUUCACGCAUCUAAAUAAACGACAACGCUUUAGUGAACAAGAUGCGAAAAUAUACAUCGCUGAAUUAACACUUGCUCUUGGUCAAUUACAUAAACUCGGAAUUAUUUAUCGAGAUAUUAAACUGGAGAAUAUACUACUUGAUAAUGAAGGUCAUAUUGUCCUCGCAGAUUUUGGUUUAAGUAAAGAAUUUCGACCAGAUGAUUCGGAUAAACGAACAUACUCAUUUUGUGGUACAAUCGAAUAUAUGGCACCAGAAGUUGUCAAAGGAGGAGAUGCUGGACAUGAUUUUACAGUUGAUUGGUGGAGUCUUGGUGUUCUUACAUUUGAACUUUUAACCGGUGCGUCUCCUUUUACUGUUGAUGGGGAUCGAAAUACUCAACCAGAUAUAUCAAAACGAAUAGUAAAAAAUCAUCCAUUAAUACCAAAUCAUAUAUCAAAAAUAGCAAAAGAUUUCAUUCUUAAGCUUUUAACAAAAAAUCCCAAACGUCGUUUGGGUUCUAAAGGACUAGAAGAUAUUAAGCGUCAUCCAUUUUUCGGAACUGAUAUAGAUUGGGAUGCUAUUUUACAUAAACGUACUCAAGCACCAGUUAAACCAAAACUUAAAAAUGAAAUGGAUACAAGUAAUUUUGCAGAAGAAUUCACUCGUUUACCAAUAACAGAUUCACCUGGUUUGGCACCACCAACCGAGAGUCUUUUUAGAGGUUAUUCAUUUAUUUCACCUACUGUUAUUUUUGGCCCAGAGAAUGCCGUAAACGAAGAUAUGUAUAAUCUUCUUCGCCUUACAAAUUACCAACGACCUGAUCCAUCUCAACUGCAUCGAUUGAUUAAAACAAGUCCGUUUUUUCGAAAUUAUGAACUUAUUGAUCGGGAAGGUUUUCUUGGUGAAGGCAGUUUUUCAAUCUGUCGUCGUUGCCGAAAUCGUCGAACACAAGAAGAGUUUGCUGUCAAAAUCGUGUCACAUAGGCAAAAAGUUGAUGCACAAAAUGAAAUUGAACUUCUACAUCUAUGUCAAGGUCAUGCUAAUAUUGUUAAAUUGCAUGAAGUUUAUUCUGAUGAGCUUCAUACAUAUAUUAUAAUGGAGUUAUUGACCGGUGGUGAACUUUUCUAUCGAAUACGAACGCAAACAUCAUUUUCUGAAAAAGAAGCAAGUCAAUUAAUGAAAAAACUUGUAUCAGCUGUCAAUUUUAUGCAUAGUCAUGAUCUAUGUCAUCGAGAUUUGAAACCAGAAAAUUUACUUUUUGCAUCACCGAAUCCUGAUGCUGAAAUAAAAAUAAUUGAUUUUGGUUUUGCCAAGAAACGUGUUAAACAUCAACAGAUGACAACACCGUGUGGUACACUCUUAUAUACAGCACCAGAAGUACUUCGUACUGCCACAUCAUUUAGCGAAUCUCAAUCAUCUUGUCUUUCGACUUCAUCAGCUUCAUCUUCAUUAUCAACAAGUACGACUAUUGCUUUUGUAUCUUCGACAGCGAAAAAUGCAAAUGCAUUCACAUAUGGUUAUGAUGAAUCAUGUGAUUUAUGGUCGCUAGGAGUUAUUCUAUAUACAAUGUUAAGCGGUGAAGUUCCAUUUAAUUCAAUAACAGCUCAUCGAACAGCUGAAGAUAUUGUUGAAGAUAUAACACGCUCUCAAUUAUCAUAUGAUACACUGGCAUGGAAAAAUGUUUCACAAGCUGCUAAAGAUCUUGUCAAAGGUUUAUUAACAAUUGAUCCAUCGAAACGUCUAACAAUAAAAGAUCUGUCGAGGAAUGCUUGGAUUCGUGGUUCCAGUAUUCCAGCAGUACAUGAAAAUUUAAUGACACCAAAUAUACUUUGCCAAGCAUCUCGAUCUCUCAUUGUUCGUGCUGUUAAUAUUACAAUGCGUGCAUUUCAAAAAGCUGGUCAAUUUCAAUUAUCUUCUGUCACUGAUGGCCUUCUAGCACGACGUCGAUAUGCAAAGAAAUCCACUGAUUCAUGUUCAUCAACAUCAAGUUCGACAACAGCCGUCGUACCUAGUUAUAACAUUUCUUCGUCUACAUUACCACAUACUCGUCGUUUGUGUGGUAAUGGUGUUUGCCGUUGCCGUCAUGCUCUAUGCCCACCAACGAAUAGUAUAUUGUCCUUGUCUUCAUUUGACUUUAGUGAAGAAAGACUGUCCCAGUUAAUUGAUCAAUAUCCAUUGACAACAACAACAAUAACACCACCAAAAAGAUAUGGAAUGACAUUAAGACCACGAGCAACAGCUGCUGCUACUACAAAUAGCAUUCAUCAUGAAUUCGCGUCGCCUGCUCCACCUCCACCAUUAUUUCUUGUUCCUUCUUUAUCACUUUCGUGUUCAUCUUCUUUAUCAUCUUCAUCGUUGUCUUCCAUCACUACAGAUAUCCUUCAUCCGACUAAUACUUACGGUGAGAAACGUCAAUUAGCAUCACCAGUUCAUCAUUCACUUGGAUCAACCAGUAAGAAAGUCAAAAGAUCGGGUACAAUAACUAUUAAUGAUUAG